This is a messenger RNA of Salvelinus namaycush (lake trout), 1536 nucleotides long. RefSeq names its product OX-2 membrane glycoprotein-like. Bases 81 to 1121 code for a protein of 346 amino acids. The record is from RefSeq and is a predicted model, not a curated record. The transcript is spliced from 10 exons. Gene Ontology annotation, molecular function: cell-cell adhesion mediator activity. Lineage: Eukaryota; Metazoa; Chordata; Actinopteri; Salmoniformes; Salmonidae.
CUUGAAAACGGUUCCUAGCUUCAAAUAAUGCUUUGCCACACAUCAUCCAGAGGUCCAUCACCAAGCCACACAUUGCUGCCAUGGCUCAUGUUAACAGUUACCUUUCUAUUCUGCUGCUAUUCCUUCCUGAGGGGUUCUCUCAGCUGGUGAGAACACAGCAUGUUGUCACAGCAACCCUGGGAGAGGAUGCUCACCUCAGCUGCAGGCUCAUGAAACCCAAAGAUGUGCUUCAAGUCACCUGGCAGAAAGUGACAUCAGGGGCGACUGAAAAUGUGGCCACCUACAACAAACGAUUUGGACCAGUAGUCAACCCAUCUUUUCAGAGGAAUGUGGAGUUUGAAGACAAGGGUCUGCAGGACUGCUCUAUCGUCAUCAGAGGAGUGUCAAGAGGAGACGAGUCCUGCUACAAGUGUCUGUUUAACGCCUAUCCAGAUGGAGCUAUCAGUGGCAGGACCUGCCUCCAUAUUAAUGAGCUGUAUGGACCCUCACUCGUCAUCACACAAACCAACAACAGUCACACCACUCUGUCCUGUUCUGCUACGGGACGACCUGCUCCUACAGUAACCUGGGACCACAUAGAAAACAUCAGUCUAGACAAAUCCACCAUGGCUGAAGUCACCCAUCCCAAUGAAACAGUCACUGUCACCAUAACUGCCAUGGUGGCAUCGUCCAAUCUACCUGACAAAGACACCAGGGUUAGGUGUGUAGCGUCAUCCGGUGGUGCCGUCAAGGACUUUUCCAUGGUGAUUCCAACUAGGGAUCAAGCUUCCUUUGCAGGCCAAUCUCAGGUCUCUGAUGAUGACAGGAUCAGUGGUGCAGUGAUGGGUUCCGUAAUGGGUUCAAUGUGUCUCAUUGCUGUAUUCUGUGUAAUAUGGCUGCAAAAGAGGAGAAAAGACACCUCAUCCAGAAAACCCCCAGUUCCUGACCCUGAAAUUAGCACUCCCUUAAAGACACCACCAACAUCCAAACAUGUCACACCAACCUCCAGGCCAUCACAAAUGUCACAGGUCACAGGUCACACCAGCUCAACAAUCAAGCGUAGGAUGACUAAGAAAUUAUCUCCUGCGAGACCAGAUGACCUGCAAUGUAGAAGGAAACUUUUAGAGGGUGAAGAGAACUGAGUGACUACUAUACUGCCUUGGACACAUCUGUGUGGUUCGGAGACCGUUUCUAUCCAUAGGCAUUGUGGGUACUGAAUAGUGGACUGAAUGGCUGACACACAUAGGCCUGCUGUUUAUUGUACAUGUAAAUACAGUAUGUAAGUAUAUUUUGUAGUUGGUUAAUGAUGAAACAUGAUAAAUCCACACUAGACUUGUUUGUGGUUUUAUUCUUCACUUUUUUAUAAAUCAAGUGUUGUGAUAAUAUAGUCUACACAAUGUCAUAAUGUAGACUACUUUCAUGGUGUGUGUGUUUUUGUGUGUGUAUUGUUUUCUUUCUUCACUUUUUAUAAAUCAAAUGCUGUAAUAUUCUCAAUGUUGUGAUGUCCUUUGUUGUGUGUUUGUUUUCUACUUUUCUUAAUAAAAUAUUUAAACAAUA